Molecule: messenger RNA, 1188 nt
Organism: Penicillium maclennaniae
Lineage: Eukaryota; Fungi; Ascomycota; Eurotiomycetes; Eurotiales; Aspergillaceae
Product: arsenic resistance protein
Exons: 4
Coding region: 1-1188 (395 amino acids)
Biological process (GO): antimonite transmembrane transport; arsenite transport
Cellular component (GO): plasma membrane
Molecular function (GO): antiporter activity; arsenite transmembrane transporter activity; antimonite transmembrane transporter activity
Source: RefSeq, a predicted model, not a curated record
AUGGCUAGCGGAAUUCCUCAGGCAAAUCUGCCCGUGCAGGCCGAACCGCAAUCUCACAACACAACAUUGAAUAAUCAGUCAACAAAUUCUAAGACUAAGGAUGUUGAAAAACAAAGUACAAACGAGAUCGAGGAGUCCACGGUCAAGCAAUCAGCCUUCAAAGGGCUUGGCUGGCUAGAUCGUUUUUUGGCCGUAUGGAUCUUUCUGGCCAUGGCAAUCGGAAUCAUACUGGGAAAUUUUGUGGAAAAUACGGGACCUGCCCUUCAGAAGGGACAAUUCGUCGGGGUUUCUAUUCCGAUUGCUAUCGGUCUCUUGGUCAUGAUGUAUCCUAUUCUUUGCAAAGUGCGAUAUGAAUCUUUACACCACGUCUUCCGAGAGCGUGAUAUUUGGAUCCAGAUUGCAUUUAGUAUCUUUGUUAAUUGGAUUAUUGCGCCUUUCCUAAUGCUCGCACUGGCAUGGGCUUUCCUACCAGAUGAACCGGAGCUUCGAGAAGGGUUGAUUUUAGUUGGAUUGGCCAGAUGUAUUGCUAUGGUUCUCAUAUGGACCGGUCUUGCUGGUGGCGACAGUGAAUACUGCGCUAUUCUUGUUGCGGUUAACUCACUGCUGCAAAUGGUGCUCUUUGCCCCCUUAGCCAUUUUCUUCAUAAAGGUCAUCAGUCACUCUGGCAGCCAAGUUGCACUUUCUUACUCCACUGCUGCCAAAAGCGUGGCUGUUUUCCUUGGUAUCCCUCUUGGUGCUGCAAUUAUCACGCGCAUUACUCUUCGAAAGAUCACCAGCCCACGUUGGUACGACCAGGUUUUCCUGAAGUGGGCUAGCCCAUGGUCACUUCUGGGGCUCCUCUUCACGAUCCUCGUAUUAUUCGCAUCCCAGGGCCGGCACGUGGUGCAUCAAAUUGUAUCGGUGGUGCGAGUCGCCGCUCCGCUUAUUGUUUAUUUCAUCAUUGUCUUCUUUUUCACCCUUCUGGUGACCUACAAGCUCGGAUUUGGUUACAAGUUAGCAGCCACUCAAAGUCUCACCGCUGCCAGCAAUAAUUUCGAGCUUGCGAUCGCUGUCGCAGUCGCAACGUUUGGCGCCAACAGCAACCAAGCGCUUGCCUCCACUGUCGGGCCAUUGAUUGAGGUCCCUGUACUGCUUGGCCUUGUCUAUGUUGUCAAAUUCAUAGCCAAACGAGUUGGCUGGAAGGAUUAA